AUGGAUGCAAAUCCAAAUCAAAGAGAGAAUAAAUAUGGAUAUUCUAGAAAAGAAAUAAAGGAAGGGUUUGAACAAGCUGAUAAAGAAAUACCAAUUUCAUGUGCAGUAUAUAAAAGUAGAGCAUUUAAACAUUUGACAAAACCUAUUAAUUCGUCUCUUAUCACCUCAUAUCUUGAAAAGUAUGAGAAUAAUGAAGAAUCUGGUAAUACGUUAGUAUUAAUGGACGUAAGGGUGCAAUGUAAUGUUAUUCAAUUUUAUGAGGUAUUGGAUAUAGGUGUUGGUGCGAACUUUAAUAAUGCUUUAGUUGCGAGAAUUUAA
Molecule: messenger RNA, 318 nt
Organism: Funneliformis mosseae
Lineage: Eukaryota; Fungi; Glomeromycota; Glomeromycetes; Glomerales; Glomeraceae
Source: the annotation of a GenBank genome assembly